CAAUAGGGAAGUUACCAGUUUGUACGUCCUUUUUUGUACCUAUGUAUUGUGGUUGUAUUGUGGUUUUGCGUUGAAACAAUGGAGAUAUGUAAUGCGUUUAAGUUUUCGCUGGUUUGCUUAUGUUUAAGUGAUUUAAAAUUAUAUUUGUGACAUUAAAGUGUCUUAAAAUUUUUGCAAUGGAAAUCCAGAAACCAGUCAAGGAAGGUUUUUUACUUUUCCCUCCGCAAGGCGUACUGGGCCAGUUAAAGAAAUCUUGGCACAAAAAGUACUGUCAGCUUUUCAAGUCGAGCAAACAAGGCAUCGACCGACUGGAAGUGUUCGACACGGAAGAAGAUGUCGGCAGGAGCAAUGCUCUCCGGAUCAUCACCCUCGAAAACUGCAUCAAAAUUACUCCAGAACCCCAGAAAAUGCAGCAGAAUGUUUUCACUGUUGUGAAGAGAGGUGCUACGUACCAUUUUUCUGCAGUUGUAGAACAUGAAAUGGCUGAAUGGAUAACGGCACUCCAGACUGUGGCAUUCAAAGACGAUUCAUCAAAGCAGACAAUUGAAGAAGAUAAUGACCUCUACUGUUCUUCCGGAGAAGGUGUGUUCACCGUAAACUUGGUGGCAUCGGAUGUCUCGAAGCGCUGUAGCCUGGAUCCCGGUCCCUACCUGCUAGUGAUCUCAUCUGCUGCCAUCCAGCUGCGGGACAGUCUCGACAACCACGUGUUGUUCACCUGGCCGUAUCACUACAUCCGGCGCUACGGCUAUCGAGAAGGUAAGUUCACGUUCGAAGCCGGCCGGAAGUGCGAUUCAGGCGAAGGAACCUUCCAUUUCGAGCAUUCGAACCAGCAAGAAAUCUUCAGGUGCAUUUCGUCGAAAAUGAAGAGCAUGCGGAAGCUUUUGCACGGGGAGGCGUUGCCGACGCCCGCGAUAGCUUGCGGCGACAGUCAGUUCCAAGCGGCGCUGAGCAUGGAGGCGGGCUCCCGCAGUCCCCUGCCACCGUCUCCCACCAGCGCCACGCUCCUCAUGGACAUCGAUUUCAGUUCCGCGGGACGUUCUCAGUCGUCGCUGAAACCGCUGAUCAGUUCCUCGUCCGAGACCAGGUCUCUGCCGUUUAAAAUAGUGCCGAAACCCAAGCCGAAGGCUAAAUUCGGAGGCAAUGCUUUGCAGAGGAAUUUUUUAUCCCUGGGACAUUCCAAAUACAGUCAAGAGGAUUUUUCUUCGGAUUCUAGUAACAGUGUGGAAGAGUUGGGGAAGUACAGGAAACUUUCUACUGCGGACCUGUUGAUUUCUUCACCGACGUCCGAUGCGGAUGACAGUUUCUCCGUGGGCUACGACAGGGUGGAGGUGAAGAAGGACGCCUGGCGCACGAUGGGACUCGACGACACGGCGCACACGGAGGACUACGUCUCCUGCGAGGCAGACGAACCUCCCGACUACUUGUCGUCGAAACCUGUGGAGCCGAGGCAGAACAGCGACGGCUGCGACAGGGUGUUCCCCGCUUCCAAGAUGAUCUUUGCACAGGUGGACCCACUGGACGACUACGACAAGCUCCAGCAUUUUGGUUUGUCCUCGAAGCUGAACAGCGGCUCGGGCUACCAGCAUGUGACGUCUCCUCCGGUCGUGACCUCGCCGUCGCUUCCCGGCUUCCCGGGCACGGCUCCCUCGGAGCCGACUCCCGGCGAGCCCGAUUCCAACGAGUACGAUGAGAUCGACAACGCCAUCCAGUCCUUCCGGCUGGCCAACGACUCCCACCAGGGUUACGGGAUGAUCCGCAAGAAGCUGGGCUCUGCCCCUCUGCCCGACGGACCCACCCACAAAUUGUAUUACGAACAGGAGUAUGCAGUGGUGCACAAACCAAAAAAAGUCUAGUCAAAAUUUUGAUUGAAAGUUUUGAAAUACACUUUUAUCAGCUGUGAUAAUAAUUGUUUUGCGGUCCAUUAUUGGUUUUUAGUGCUUCUUACAAUCGAACGUGUGUUGAGUAGGUGCCCUGUGUUAUGCAAUGUGAUACUUAAGGGAUUUUACUUUGCUAUAUCUACUUUCAUUUCUGAUAUUAUGUUCCGUUAACUAGCUAGUUGGUACUAAAAAAAUUUUUAACGAGGUAAACGAAUGAUUUGCUCAAUUACUGUCAGUUGUGCCUUUUUGACACAGUGGUAGAUAUUUUAAUUUUCUGUUACCAUUCCAGUAGAUUGGUAUUAAGUGUAAAGAAAUAAUGAGCAUACUGGGUGCAUAUCACACCUUAGUUUUUUUUAUAUGAUUUUUGUAUGCAUCUGAUUUUAGAUACUUAUGCAGAAACAGUGCUAUGUACUGAAUGUACUAGUAUGUGUUUCUUGAUUUUAGCCCAAUCUGUAGAUUAGUAGAAAAUUAGGACAUAUAAUGAACAGACUGCCCCUGUAUAUUGUACUUAUAUUCACUCUUGCAAGUAGUGUUUUGUUACUAAUGUAAGUAAUCUAUCCUUGACAUCAUAUUUGUGCUUAUAUUUGGCCUUACUAGGCAAAAUUUGGUAUAUGUUUUAUACGAAUCUCUUUUGAAGCAAGUAGAUAUUAGUUAAAUUUUUAUAUUGAUACAAAAUGUGCCUGUAUAUUUUUGGCCUUUAAGUGGUGAAAUGUGAGUUCUACUAUUCUACUGUUAAGAUAUGUACUUGAUAAAAAAUUUUUUGACCAGAACUAUGUGCCUUUGGCAACGUUCAUACAUAAUGGUUCUAAUGGUCUGAACAUUAGAUUCCCAUGAGUGCUAAGCAAGGGCGUAUUAAUUAAGACUAUGGCCCCCGGAGAAUUUUAAGUGUUGUCCAAACAAAAAUAUUCCACACAUUUUUUGGAAUAUUGUUGACACACACACAAUUUGUGUGUGCACAAUACCAAAUAAUUUAUUAUGUUAUUACGUGGUAUGAGAAGAAAAGACAUGGUCAUUCCACAUCAAGUCAACCAAUGAUGUCUUCAGAUCUUUAAUAUUAUUUUAUAUGAGGUCAUAUUAGCUUAGCAGAUAAAAAAUAAAAAGUUUGAAUUUUUUUAUGAUCUUUUGUUUUUAAGUUAUAAUGUUUUGAAAAAUUAAUAAACGUAACUCUAAGACUGUUUGUCCUAGAAAGCUCAAAUUUAUACCAUUCUCUUUAGAAUGACAAGGGCUUUAAUUUGACAUAUAACUUGAGUGUAUCAAAGCACUUUAUAUUUUUUUUCCAAAGAACUCAAAAAAAGUUUAUAAAAAAUAAAAAUCAGAUUUUUAAUUUUGAUUAAAAAUAUAUAUUUUAUACCAAAACUCUUUAAUAAGUUGUGUACAAAGUUUCAUGAUGGUAUUCCAAUGAUAUCAUAUUGAAAUGAUUUUUUUUAUGAAAAUUGAUGCAUGCGAAAAUUCUGGUAAUUCAUAACUUGUUACGUCAUAAAAAAACUUAUCUAACUUUUAUUUAAACUUGUCUUAACAAUUUACAUAUGAAAAGUUAGGUAUAAUUACGGUGACAAUAGUUUCUUCGGUAAAUAUAACAACUGGACCUAACAGGAGUUUCUUUCCUGUCUCAACUUGCAACCCUUAGUCAGCUUCCUCCUACUAGGUCUCUUGUCUACAUUCAUUGUGCUGUGAGUUGUCUCCAAGUGAACAAGUGCUCUGUGCAAGUUUGCAAUCCUUUUAAUAAAGACAGGCAUUGGGUAACUAAAAACCUAAGAAAUGUCACACCAUGGAUGACAAAACUACAUUAUAUUAUUGAAAAUGGAAUGAAAAUUUGCACUUCUUGCCGCUAAGAGAUAAGUAAGAAACAAUCAUACUCAAGUUCUGAAAGUGAUACAAAUGAAAUAUCCAUAUUAAACCAUUGACUGAAAAUGCAAAUACAAAACCAGGCUACAGCAAAGAGGUCCUGAGUAUAUGGAUAUAGAAUCAGGUAUAGAGUUUUUAAAUAACUCAUUGACAUCAAUAAGACAAUCGCCUGUUGUUAAAAUAAAAUUUAAAUCAAAUAAAUACUGCAAAGAAAACUUGCCAAAACUAAAUUAAGAUUUAAUGAAACUUUUUUCCAAGCUGUCAACAUAGAAGAGGCUAACAAGAAUUCACCAGACAACUCGCAGACAGAAAUUCUUAAUAAGCCAAAAGAAACAUUUUCAACGGUAUGCAAGAGUGAAAAACUUCAGAUCUUUUAACAAUUUUACCAACCAGUUGGUCUUGUGCAAGAAUGGAAUGUGAAUUUGCCAAUUUGGUAUUAGUAACUAUAUGACGCGGAAAAAAAAAAAUUGAAGAAGAGGGAGUGCUAUCGACACCUGAUCCAAAACCUGGGAAAACUCUACCUCGCGAAACAAGGGUGUUUGGCGACGUAAUUUUAUGAUGAUGAAAUGUGUAGGCAAAUGCCUGGAAAAAAAAGGAUUCUCUCUCCAUGGGUAAGGACACUGAAAAUAAGCCAAUCCGUGUUCAAAAAAGUUUGUUGUUGGGAAAUAAAAUAUUUUCAAAUCGAAUUUCCCUUAUUUAAAAAUUGGCUUUUCAAAGUUUGCAGAACUGAGGCCCAAGAACUGCAUUUGCUGGUGCCAGUGGCACUCAUUCUGUCUGUGUCUGCACAGCACACCAGAAUAUAGAACUCAUGUUUUCAGGAGGUAGGUUGACACUUCCUAGCUCUGAAAGUCCUCUAUCGAAUUACAAGAAAUGUAUUGCUAAAGUUAUGUGCAAUCCACCAUUACCGGCAUGGUUCCUAAAUGAAUGUGACUACUGUCCCGACAUUGAGGAAUUCAAAGAAGCUUUAAACUGGUUUUUUCGAGUAGCAAAUGAUUGACAACAUCGCUUACAAACAAUGGAUUACUGUUGACCGAUGCAAUUUCGAAACAUUUACCAAACCAUUUAAUGAGCUUGUUUAAGAACUUGGCAAUCAAUUGAGUAUCCUUAAAAACAAUACUUUGUUGCUCUGAAAAAAAAUCUUUGUUGGAAGAAGGUGAAACUGUAGUAACAUUGGAUUUUGCCAAAAAUUAUUUGUUUGUUUUAUAAGAUGAGACUCAAGGGUUUCAUUGGAACAAUUCUAUGGCUACUGUUAACUCCCUUUAGUAGUAUAUUUCAAGGAAAGCAAUCAAGAAACAGGAAAACAAGAGCUAGUUCAGAGUUUUGUGUUUAUAUCAGACUGCCUAACACACAAUGCUGUCAUUGUUUAUGCUUUCCAGAAAAACUUAAUCCUAUUUCUGAGAAAUCAUGUGCCAAAUUUGAAAAAGAUGUACUAUUUCUCAGAUGGUUAAGCUGCACAGUACUUGUCAUUAUAAAAAAGAAUGGUAAAAAUUUGAGCUUUCUAGGACAAAGAGUUUUAGAGUUACAUGCUUUUAAAUAUUCCAAAAUGUUCCUACAAACUAUAAAAAAUUUAUAAAUCAAAAACGAAAGAUCAAAAAAAAAUUUCAACUUUGUAUUUUUGGUCAUACUGAUAAGUAGAGCACAAUCAUCAAAUAUGAUACAUUUCGAUAACCUCAAGGUUUAAAAUAAUUAUUUUAUUGGUUGUUUAGAUAUGGAAUGCCCCCCCAUAAGGCAUCAAAGCUUAGACCUGUUUAAUUUGUUUGUCAUGACCAUGCUCACUGGCCAAGUCCUGUUGUGAUGCACUGUUAUUGAGGCUCAUUCUCAAAUGCCAUUCUGAUUUUUUUUCAUUUUUUUGAAGGUUAUUUCUACAAUUUAACUCUACCUCCAUUGCAUUUGUUGUUGUGCCACAGAUAUUUAGGUGCAACUGAUAUUCACUUAGUGUAAAAGAGGCACGUGAGUCUUUAAUAUUAUCAUCAGUUGCGCAAAUUUUACACCCAUAAUAUUACACUUGGUGAAUAUCUGGUGAAAAUAUUUGUGGCAGAACAGCAAAUGCAGUGGUGUUAUCAAAUUAAAAUAGCUUUUAAAAAAAAGUAAUGUAAAAAAAAUGGUGUGUGAGAGGCAUUUUUUUAUAACCAGUGUUCAAGAUGUUGGGUAGUUGCUUGGUUGGGACACCAAAUGACAUGAGGUGCUCCGGGUAUUUGUGCAAAAUUUUCAAACCGCUACAUAAAUUAUCUAUCAAAAAUGAUUUAAGUCAUAAACCCAUAACACUUGAUUUUAGGUUUAAAAUACUUGUUACACAGUAUUGUAAGUAGGAUUUGUGUCUAUAAUAUUCCACUAAUAAAUUAUGGGGUCACUGCUUGAAGUAGAAAUGUGUUACCAAUGUGAAAACUGCACGCCAGUUCAGUGCCUAGCGUGUACAGGUGAAGAGGCAUGUGAUGCGUGAACCAUUGUAACCCUUAGCACCCCGAUUGCUUUUAGAGCUCAAUGUGUGUCCCGAUAAGUUGCAGACACUCCUCAAAAUACUUACAUUUGUACCUCUCAUUUAUAAUAGAAUAUUAAUAUUUGAACAUUUAAAAAUUAAUUGCUUUGAACUAACAUUGAAAUGUAAUCUCAUGGUUUUUUUACGUGCUCAAGUUUGUAGAAUAUUGUGUCCUGUUUGGCGAAUGUAUGGUUGUUUGGUGUUAAUGUCAGUUAUGCAUUAAAGCUAUUACAUGCAUGCACAUAGACAUAAACAGGAUGUUUUUUAAUUCGUAGUACAUAUAGUGCUUACAGAUUCCUCUAAAAAAAGUAAGUGAAAAUGUAUAUACAACUUAAAUGGCCUAAAAUAGUUAUUUAGUAGCUGUGCCCCUUGAAAAUAAAAUUUGAAAACAUUGUUUUUUGAAGGAAAAAAAGUUAGGGUUCCUGCAGAUGGAAAAUUUGGAAAACAGGGUUAACUCUGGUAAUGGAAAGGGUACCUUCAAAACCUGGAAAUCACUGCGACUUUCAACUAUAUUUUUGAUACAGUACUAUUUCAGCAAUUUUUUUAUAUAUUUAGUAUCUUAAAUUUGAAGCACUAUUAUUUAUCCGCUGUCUUUCGCCUGACAAUCACUAUAAAUAAUUUAUAAUUUCAAAGUUCAAUGAAGCAAAUACAUUUUUUUUCCAGUGUGGAAUUUUUUUUUAUGGAAAUAGGAAUAGUGCAAACUUUAUAUUGUGCAGGAAACAUUUUGCAGUCUAUUCUGCAAGUUAUGUUUGUUUGUUGAAACGUGUUAUGAUAGUUAAUAAUGUGUAUUAUCACUUAACUGUGCUUGCAAAAGAGACCAACGAGACAGGAAAAAAAUUUAGUGGGUCAGGGAAAAUUCAGGGGCUAUGGGUGAAGUGGGUGUGUAGGAACAUUGAAUUAGUUAUGUCUUGAUGUAGACGAAGUAAAAAAUUCCUGGAUGGUGGUUUGUGCAAGGAAUGUCAUUAAUACACUAAGCUUUCAAGAGUUGUUGAAUUAAGACUGCAGGGAACAAUAAUUGUGUGACAAGUUAUUUUGUGGUAGUGUCAAGCCUGUUUGGUUUUCCAAUGCUACCCGUCAGACGUGAGCUGCAAGGUUGUCUAAUGCAGCGAUACAGGCUGCAUACCCACCAGGUAUUGCUGCGUGCAUCUGAAAUAAAAUUUAGACUGUUUGUUAUUCUUUACAUUCUUAUUAAUAAUCAGUAAUUGCACACACGAAGAGCGAGUGAACCUCACCGUUGCUAGUGUGUAUGAUAAUGACCUGACAGCCUCUUUUUGCACGGAAGGGAAAUUAUUUUACUCAUGUUUACUUUUACGACUUCCCUUUAACAAAUCCAGGAAUUUUGUGUGGUAUCCCAAAUUUUUCUUUACAAAAAUUCAAUUUGUAAUUUUUUUUAUCAAGCCAGAAGUUCUGUUUGCAUUUGAUAUUUUUUUUUGUAGAGUGGAAUCUGUAGUUACAAAAUGUACCACGAGUUAAAACACACACCAUACAUACAAAUGCACAUAUUGUAAACCUAUAAUACAAAGAGGCUAAUACACACAACAAAUUUUGCCAUCCUUAAAGAUUUGAAGUACACUAUUAUAAGACUGAACAUCAAAGCAUCACUCCUUAAAAUAUUUCUAUGACGUAAGAGAGCUAGCUGUGCACGUGAGAUCUGACGACGAAUCAUACUUGCAGCACAUAUUUAUGUUUGUUAUAUUUUUUUAGUAAGUUUCAAAUAGAAACAAUGAAAGUGAUAUUUUCAAUCCUCGUGCAGUUAUGUGAAACUACUGCUGAGAAAGUUUUGGUGAGAGAUAAAGCUGGUACGUAUCUGGUCUGGACAGUGGCAGGGCAGCGGUAGAAGAACCGUCAUCCCAUUGUUUACCUGAAUCGACGUCUUUAAAAUUGUCCGAGGAUUACCUUUACACCCUACUCUUACAUACAUGUAUGUAUUGAAGUUUAUAUUGAUCUCUUUGUAAAAUUAAAUACGAUAUGCAUGUAUUAUUUACUUUUAAGAGAAUUAAUUUUCAUUGUCGUUCCAACCCUCCUCCUUCCUGUACAGGCUCAGAGAUUAUUGUAGGACUCGCAGCGGUUUGGUUUGGAACUUGUGCCUAGUGCUGUCCCCUUCUGUGCCAUUAUGUUUACGCAUGACAAUUAUUAAGGGUGGUUCGACUGUGUAAGCAUUUAAUUUUUUUGUUUUGUAGCGAGUUAUGUCUCUGUACAGUGGCUACAUUUUACCUGCUAUAUGUAAAAUCAGGCAUAUUUCUGUUAUCCACCAUUGUGUUAAAAAAAUUGUGAGUUUCAUCAAACAGACAUCUUUAAAAUUAACCAAGGAUUACCUUUACACCCUACUUUUACAUAAAUAGGAAUUUAUUUUUGUUUUUAUUCCAAGUCUGCAGGGAAAUCACGUUACUGUACAUGUUUAUUUAGAGAUUUCCAUUAUCCGUCUAUUAUUAGCAAAAAAAAAACUACUAAUCUGAGCCAGCCAGGAGUUCGAGGUGAUUGGGUAGGCCUCGGCUACUCGUGGGAGUUGAGGGAUAGGUGAGAGGCUUCCAGAGUUCAGAAUUAUUGUUGCUGAAAAGCUGACUGCUUAAUAAUACUGUCGUAAUAUAUGCUGAAACAAUGGCGUUUUUCAUUAUUUUUCCUAAGCAGCCGUGCCUAAUAACAUAGCCCUCUGCAUUUGGUUGCCUAGUUACCCACUUCUUCUGCCAGAUCUCGCCACUCGACUGUAGUCAGUAUCUAGUUAGGUUGUUUCCUACCCUCGGACACUACACGUAAUUUCUUUGUUAGUUUUCCGCAGUUAUAACACAUAUCUGUCUCGAAUUUGAACGGUCUCAAAAGUGUUAACAGUGUUACCCAUUUACCAAAUAUCACUUGCAAAGCAUCACAUGAUAACAGAAUAGUGGUAGAAGGAUAUGUGUGUAUUAUUGGUACUUCUUUUGGAAACUCAAAUUUAAUACAAGUUACUUGAAAUAGACUAUAUGAGCAUUGUAUGUUCUUUUAUACAGAUAGUUUCAAAUGUAAGUAUUAAACAUAUUUUAAGACCUAUAAUUUUAGUUAAGUAGACUUGUGAACCACAGACUUAAUUAUGAAAUCAAUUAUAUUUAUUUUUUACUGCAAUAUAGAAGUUGAAUAUGUGUCUAGAGACUGAAUAUUGUGUUUUUCAGUUGAUUAGCCUGCAUAUAAUAAUACGUGCCUUUUAUACAUUGCAAAGAUAUUUGUGCUAGCAUGAUAAUUAACUAUGGCAUAGGGCAUAUUUGAUUCCUAGUGGAGAAUGCUGUAUAAUAUUACGAAAAUCAAAUUCUGUAUAUUGUUGAUAUGUGAAGCAAUUCCUUUUGUUUGUAUGUUACUUGUCAUAUUAGGUAUUACAAGACUUGGUUGAUCUAAGUGUUUUUUUUAUAUUUUUUAUUGAAUAAGUGAUAAUUAAUGUUCAGUUUUUUUUAAUGACAAAUGUGUAUUGCGUAGUGACUUGUAAUAUAAUUCUUGUUAAUCUUAUAUUUCCAUUCUUAAAAGUAGAUACCAUUUUUAUUGUUUUGUUGUUUUAAUCAAAUUGAUAUUUUUUAUAAUAUGAUGGCAAAUGAUGUACUCCUUGAACUAUGCAAAACUUGUAUUGUUUCUGUAUUACGACCGCAUAUUAAUAAUAAUUGUGUGAGCAGUUUCAAAACUAUAUUGUAGCAAUUGUAGGAAUAUUUGUGUAACUCUGCAGUGUAGUGCACACCAUUGUAAGGAAGAAUAGCUGUAUAAAAUUGUUUCUUCACUUAAGAAAAAUUUAUGUGUGUACAGUUUGUUAGUAAUUCAAUAUUCUGUGAACUGUACACAUCCUACUUGAGCAGUUUUUUCCUCGGUCAUGAUUGGAGGAUUGUGGCUGGUGUAACCUCCCAGGAGUGAGUGCAGUGCAAUUUACGUCCCAGAGUUGAUGCUGUUUCAUUUGUUUCAUCAUGUCAUGGUCUUUGUUCCUUUGCAGCCAAAAAUAACUUUUUUGAAAUAAAUUUUUUUUUUCAAUGGUUUGUAUCUUUUGAAAUUCAGUCUUGGCAUUCUGCUUGUGGGGUACACACCACCAGGAACGUACGCAGAAUUUCAUUUUGUGGGUGGAGGGAAAAGGGGGUAGGGGGACCAUUUUGCCUGCAGUUUGCUUUCAGAUUGUUUUCUUUUGUUGGUAGGAAUUUUUUAUGAUUUUGUGAAGGGGGGAGGGUUAUCCCUCUGUCCCUUCCUGCAUUCACCCCUGCACAUCACAUCACCUUUUUAUUUAGUUUUUGCAUGUUGUGACUAUCUUUAUGAAAAGGGUGCAUUUUUUGCAUUCUUAGCUGGACUCCUGUGCUGAAUUUUUUUUUUUUUAGUUAUUGCUAGUAAGUUUCGGCAUGUGAACGGUUUAUUUUACUUCCAGGGUUUGCAUCUUGUAUUUAUUUUCCAACCAGCUUGACUUCACCAUUUUUGUUUUGACAAUAGCUGUGUGUUAGGCGAGUCCAUCGUCCUCCGAGUCGUAGACUUAAAACCGAGGGCCUGUGGUCAUUUCCUUUCUCUGUCCCUGUGAUGGAGCACUGACGAAAUGGGUGGGUGGAGUUGGGUUGGCAGAACUGUGAGAAAACCCAUAGUACCAGAUCUAUCCCUGACGUGGUCGAACUCGGAUUUUUUUUUGCAAGUGGGGAAUACGGCUGUCUUUUCCACGAGGAGGUGUUUUUUUUAUAAGGUAGAUUUCGAAGAAA
Bacillus rossius redtenbacheri is the source of this 10877-nucleotide messenger RNA. RefSeq lists its product as uncharacterized. Gene Ontology annotation, cellular component: cytoplasm. The coding region runs from base 177 to 1853 and encodes 558 amino acids. Lineage: Eukaryota; Metazoa; Arthropoda; Insecta; Phasmatodea; Bacillidae. The record is from RefSeq and is a predicted model, not a curated record. Gene Ontology annotation, biological process: positive regulation of MAPK cascade; cell surface receptor protein tyrosine kinase signaling pathway; Ras protein signal transduction. The transcript is spliced from 4 exons.